Molecule: messenger RNA, 1066 nt
Organism: Bursaphelenchus okinawaensis
Lineage: Eukaryota; Metazoa; Nematoda; Chromadorea; Rhabditida; Aphelenchoididae
Source: the annotation of a GenBank genome assembly
AUGCUUUCAAAACUGAGCUUGUUUUCUGCUUUCUUACUCUGCAUUUGUGGAGUGCAGAGCUUCCGGGUACAAGGAGUGGCCGCUAAAGGUCGCCUGAAGUGCAAUGGACGACCAUUGGUAGAGGCAUCGGUUUCGAUUUAUGACAAAGAUAGAUGUAAGUUGCGUAUUUUAAAAGAGGGUAAAGUAGGGUAGGAUAGGGACAAAAAUGUUGGCGGGGUAAGUUACAUUAGAGAAAAGAGCUAAAGUAGAGGUAGAUCAAAAAAUUAUUAUUUUUUUAAAUUUUAUAUUUUUUGUAAAAUAUCACAACUUUUUUAAAUUUUUUGCAAAACAAAUUUUAUCAAUCAAUAAACAAUUGCUUAUCAAUUCCUUUCAGUUCCAUUUGACAGCGACGAACUCUUGGAUCAAGAGCUGACCGACGAAAUUGGUGCCUUUUUCCUCGAUGGUACCACUCGCGAAUUGACAAACAUUGAGCCAGAAUUGAGGAUUGUACACAACUGCACAAAUGGCGGUGAACCGGUAAGUUAUUUGAAUGUUUUUGAUAUGGAAAUUGAUUUUUGACGAAAUGUCACAAAAAUUAUUGGAUAUUCAAAAAAUGUUUUUUUUGAUUUAAAAUUUAAGAACGAGGUUUACAAUGCAUUAUAAAAGUUUAUUUAGAAAUUUAUUGGCUAAAAAUGCAUUUUUUGAGUUUUUGACGAAAUGCCAUAAAAAUUAUCGGAUUUUUAAAAAAACUUUAUAUAUUUUUUAAAACUUAACUGAGUGUUAGAAAGUUAAAGAAACAUUGUUUUUAAGCAUUUUAAUUUUUUUUUAUUUUUGACGAAAUGUCACAAAAUUUAUUGAUUUUUUUUAAAUGUAAAAUACGUCAGAACAAACAAGGCAAAUAAAAAUCUAUAAAUUGUAGAAUAUUUAGUUAAUUUUUAAUCAUUUUCAGCACUGCCGCCGCUACCUCGUAGUACCAAUCGACUCCUAUUUCAUUCACAGCGGCGAUGCUGAAGUUGUCUUUGACUUUGGAGUGCAAGACCUGUCGAUAAAUGGCGGUGAGAUGCGUUGUCGCUCGAUACCUAAGUAG